This is a messenger RNA of Fusarium oxysporum Fo47, 2106 nucleotides long. RefSeq lists its product as uncharacterized. The record is from RefSeq and is a predicted model, not a curated record. Bases 1 to 2106 code for a protein of 701 amino acids. The transcript is spliced from 7 exons. Gene Ontology annotation, molecular function: GTP binding; microtubule binding; GTPase activity. Gene Ontology annotation, cellular component: cytoplasm; membrane; microtubule. Lineage: Eukaryota; Fungi; Ascomycota; Sordariomycetes; Hypocreales; Nectriaceae.
AUGUCUUUGAACAACAACCCUUCUUCAAACUCAUUUCAGAGUAUGAGCCAUAGUAACAUGUCUUCUGAAACGGUAGAGACAGCGACUGGCUAUGAGAACCGCCGCUCCACUUCAUCAACUACUAGCGGAGAUAAGGAUGAUGAUUCUCCAACAGUUGUUGAUGAUCCGUUUGAUAACGAGAAACGGCAAAUUCUUUUCGAUGCUAUUGAUAGGCUUCAAGCUUGGGGCUCCCACGAAUACUUGGAUAUUCCACAGCUCGUCGUCGUAGGGGAACAAUCUUCUGGCAAAUCAUCCUUGCUCAGAACAUUGACUGACAUUUCAUUCCCCGUCAUGGCUGGAAUUGGUACACACUUUCCGAUUCGGGUCGUUUCGCGCCGUACUGCACAGGACAGUAGGGAGCGAUUUCGUAUUUCCUUAGAGCGAGCACCACAAGAUGUGAACGGCUUACAACGAGCUGAUGCUGCCGCAGAUAAUUACCGUCUAGAGGGAGAUACUUUGACCAUGGAUGCAUCCAAAGCUGCACUUGAGGAUCUCUCUGAGAACCAUAUCGGCAUUAGAAAGGGCCAGGGCACAGGGGCAAAGAACUUUGUGCCGGAUAUUGUGAGAGUUGAACUUUCAGGACCUAACAGAUCUCUUUUCAACAUCUUGGAUCUUCCUGGUCUCAUCUCCUCAGAAUAUGGUGUCAAUGAACCAGAGCCCCUUGGGACACAUGAACUAGCUAAGCAAUACAUCUCAAGACCGGAAAACACUAUAAUAUGCACGAUACCCGCAACUUCUGACCUGGGUAAUCAACGGGCCUAUCAGAUUUGCAAGGAACAUAUAUCAAACAAAAGGCGACUCGUUGGCGUUUUUACAAAGUGCGACAAAGCGGACCGCGAAGAAGCCGAACGAGCAGUCAGUUGGCCCUCAAGUCCGGGCUGUAUGGAUCAUCCUGGGGAGAUUCUUACUUGUGAAAUCGAAAAGGCAUUUCCAAGGCUCGAGAAUGAUAUAAAUUCAAGACUCAAGGAGAAGCGUGACAAUCUCAAAAACAUGGGGGAACCUCGACUCAAUGAUAGCCAGCAACAGGAGUAUCUCAACCGUUUCUUUGACAAUGUCAUGAGAUGGGUUGGUGGGUUCUGGAGGUUUGACGAUGAGGGCGUGGACCCGAGGGCCGUUUGCUCCAAUUACGGAGCUUUCAUCGACAAAAAACAGGAGCAGCCGGGAACGGCGCGACAAAUUUUAUUCCCGACCCCCAAACUGGAGGAUUACACGGAGGAGUUGAAAGCAAUCCCGGCAUUUGAGGAGCAUGAGCAUGUCGAGUCCUUUGACAAGUUUGUGGAUACAGUGACGAGCAAACUUCGCAGAUUCGGGGCAUCUCAGCCGCCUGGCGUGAUAAACUCAGACAUUUACCCUGUCAUCUAUCGAGUCCAAGUUUCCAAGUGGGGCUCCAUAGCACAAGAGCACUUGGACAGAGUCAAAGAUGCAAUGAAGUCAAGCUAUGAGGAGAUUCUGCGAUCUGUUUGCCCAGACUCUGAAGGCACCAUGAUUUUGCAUCAUGAGCUCAAAUGCCGUCUCCAUUCGAUGUUUUGUGAGACAUUGAACAAAACCAAACAAGAGCUGGAUAGGUACUGCGAGCAAGAAACUCAAAAGGAGCUCCUUCAAACCACCAAUAACGAGUUCAGGACCAAACUGGAAGCUUGGCGUAUGUUGAGAUACGCUAGAGCUUUCUACAAAGGGACCGGCGGUGAAGAGGCUCAAGACCUUAUUUCAACCCAGACCUUGAGUACGAUGUGGACAAGUAUGGAUCUUUCAAACCAAGGUAAAAUGAUGUAUGAUAUCCACGAUGUUUUCAAAGUAUACUACGGGAUUUCCCUGGAGUCAUUCAUUAGUCAUGUCACCCAAACCAUAGUGGAGGGUUUUGUUAUGGAUAAAGAUGGCCCUUUGAUCAAGAUGACGACCGAAUAUGUUCUCGGCCUUCCAAGACAGGAAGUCAGCGACAUUACCAAAGAGGACAAAAAGACAGGUCAGCUAAGAGAGCAACUGAACAGUGAUAUUAAAAAGCUUGAGGGUGCUCAGGAGAUUGCAAAAGAUGUAAGGGUUAAGGUGGAGGUAUUAAAGCGUAAUUAA